This is a messenger RNA of Eufriesea mexicana, 1763 nucleotides long. RefSeq lists its product as uncharacterized. Bases 374 to 1369 code for a protein of 331 amino acids. The transcript is spliced from 6 exons. Lineage: Eukaryota; Metazoa; Arthropoda; Insecta; Hymenoptera; Apidae. The record is from RefSeq and is a predicted model, not a curated record.
AACACAGUGAAUCAGGAGGGCAUGGCACAGUUGGCCGAGCAAAAGGAAAAAGAGCUGUUGUGUAGCUCUAAUGGGAGAUGGCGACGCAGUUUGUUUUCCUUUCUUGCCUGGCAUGCAGUCAAAGAGCGGCCGGUUAUAUGCCUUGUUCAUGUACCAACUCGCGCAUAUACCGUCUUCGCUUCGUGUGCCCCCACCAAAUCUAUGUUUGCAGCUUCCACCACGGCGGUAGUGGCAUGUGUUUUACGUAUACUCCCCUCUAGUUCAUCGGUGAAGACUAAAACCAGGUCUAGAUUUUAGUACGCAUCAGAAUCUCCGACUAUGAGAAGUUUUCACACAUCCGAUCGUAUUCUCCAUAGAUUUGUAUCGAACAGUUAUGACGCAGGUUUCUCAGCACGCGAAAUUUCGAUACAUGACAUUCCUUCGGCGAUAUAUGUGUCUAAUAAGAAUCGACUACGGGACCGAGAAUCUCACCUGUCGGUUUAUUCAGCUUCGGAAGGAAAAUGGAAAGCUCUUUACUGGUCGCAAAUAUUCAGCUCAAGCUGGAUGGGAGUAUAUUUUGCAACAAAUGCGAGAAGAAUUUCCUACUAUAAUGGCUAACGUGCACUACAGAGUACUGAAGAAGAAAUGGUCGAACCUGUUGCAACAGUACAAAGAGCUGAAGAACCCGGUACACGGAGAUAGAAACAAAGCGAACGAUGUCUCGUGGCCGUUUUACAAUGCGAUCGACGAAGUUCUUGGAUACGAUCGAGGGACCACGCCGAUCAAUGACGAGUACAUCGAUCCCCAUGAAUUCCUUUGCGUCUCCGUGACACCGGAAGAGCCCACCUCAUCCGUGAACGCGCUUCCGGCGCAAUCCGAUCCGGAAAUUGAGCAUCGAACCAACGAUUCGUUUCCGGAACAAAGGUUAAGGGCUCUUAGUGCUAAUUGUUCGAUUGAAGUUCAGAAAGUACGACCAUCGGGGGUUAGCAAGUACAGUGGUACAAGUAAUCGUGGAAAACAAAUGGUCAGAAAUUCUGCGAGGAGGAAACGGUAUACGAAGAAUGCCCUUAUGUCGCAGUUACCACGUGCCACAGAGUUGACGAUUGAGAAAGUGACGUCAGAGGCGGACUGCUCCAAGGAUUUAUUCCGACUACGUGCAAGCGACGUCGCGUCGAACCGGGACAAAGAACGGGCGGCGCGUAACGAGGAUGAGGAAAGGCCGAGAAAGUCGCAGAGAAGUCUGCUAAUACCGUAUCGCGAUGAUCACGAGACACAGACCGAUCGGCGUAUCGAGCAGAUCUUCGAGUACAUCAAAAGACGGGACGAGGAGAAUAGAUCUAUCAUGGUGCGAGUGAUGCACGCUGUAGAAAGCAUCGCCAACAAGCUGUGACAUUGCGGAGGAUAUAGAACAAGGGAGGGAGAGGGAAUGGAACUGCGUCUGAUCACUUUUUAGAAAUUAUGUAACCGAGUGAUUAAUGAUGCGAUAAGAUUAUGUAGAUGAUGGUUUUCUACCUAACUUUGUAUUUACAGCCUUUACUUUUAUGAGACGACGUGGGUGAAUAAUGGGAGGACCAUCGAAAAUCUUUCAAUUGAAUGAAAAUGUUUUUGAUUCCUAAAAGAAUUUUCUUUUGGAAGUUUUGUACAUGUAUAGUAAAGAAAGACUUGUAGCUUGUAAGCUGUUGGUUUUAAAUAAUUGAAUGUAUGAAGGAUAUAAUGUCCACGUUUUUGGGAAGUAACUGAUGUGAUGGGAAGAAUUUUCUUUUAGAGAAUAUUGUUGAGCUAAU